AUUUCUUUAAAAAAUAAAAAACAGGAUUCUGGAGAAAAACCUGAAACAAUGUCACACAAGGAUGCAGCAAUGUUUCCUAUUAUUGCAAGCUGUGCUCUCUUUGGCAUAUACAUAGUAUUUCAAGUAAGUUCAACUCUUCCUGAAAGAAAAUAAGGGCCCCUUACUUUGCAUCAAUGUUAAGUUAGCCUGCUUUCUUUUAACUGUGACAAAUGCAACGGGUAUUUUGUGAAUUGAGUGCCUGAAUGUUGAAUCUGUGAUACUGCUUUCACACACAUCUCAAGAUUUGCUUGAUUAUAAUAUGCUAAAGAAUAUUUUUUUCACCACAUUCUACAACUUUCUAAAAAAAAAUACCCAAAUAUUUUUUAAAAAUUCCUCAGAGGAAACACAUUCAGAAUUUUUAUGAACAAAGCUUUUAAAAAUAAAUAUUUGCAAGUAAAAAAAAGACUUUAAAAAAUAAUCAACACACAAUAGCAUAAUAAUGUUCCUGGAGAAAAUUAUAAAAUCUCCUAAGACCUAUUCUUAAGCUGACCACCCCAUUUAUUCUCCUAAAAAAUUUCAACAAAAAAAAUUCUAGCUUGUGAAAAAAGAAUAUAUUGGUGCUAUCUGUGUGUUUGGCUGUGAACACAUGAUGCCCACUUUAAAAAAUAAAAUAUUUCAUCUGCCUCUGCCUCACCGUAUUUUUAAAACCUAUUUCCAUCUCAUAAAUAUCUCUCAAAUUCUAUUACCGGUACACUUAUGUAGUGAUGUUUGAUAUUAAACUUAAAAUGCAUUUUAAUGCUUUCAUUGGUGGAGCAGAUCUCAGUAAUCGUUUAUCCUUAUUUUCAACAUGUGAAUUAACAUGUGUCUGUACUCCAUCUACAUAGCCCCAUUCUUAUUACAUAGCCCCAUUCUUAUUUUCCAUAAUACCAACAUUAUAUUCACGUUUAAAUCUUCCCUUUUCACAAACUUAUUUUUGUCCUCUUUUGUCAUUUUUUCUCUCAUUUCUACUCUGCCCCCAACCCCACUAUUUCACAUACUUAAAUCCUCUUAUACAAUUUAAUUUUUGCUCUUAUUUGUUAUUAUUAAUUAGGUAUUAUUUUUAUCAACUUCAUAACAUUUUCUAUGCAGACAUCUUUUAAAAAUUAAAAUAUUAUUUUUAAAAAUGCGCUUGAUCUUCUCCCGCAGUUGCAAACUGUUAUCAUAAAUAAGCAUGUAUUCCCUGUUUGAUUAUUGAAUUUGAUUUUGAUUCAUUUUCAAGAAUCUCUAAUUUUUUUUCCACAAUCAAUUUAAUUCAGAUAUUUUCCAAAGAGUAUAUCAAUCUGCUACUGACAGCUUACUUCUUUAUUCUUGGUGUCCUUGCCUUAACUCACAUACUAGGGUAAGUUAUGUGUGACUAAUCUCUUAAUGUGUGUUAAAUAAAAGUGGACAUUUUCUGAUUAGACUUUUGGUUUUUGAACUGCCUAUAAACUUUCUUUAAAAUUUGUGGCAUGAGUUUAAAUUUGGCUUUGUUAUCUCCUCAGGCCCCUUUUCAGUAAACUUCUCACAGAUUCUUUUCCCAACAAAGAUUAUCAUUUAAUUCUCACUCAAGGGAAAGGAGAUAAAAAAGAAGGUAAUUAUGCCAACUUUGUCAAGUAAUGUAACUACAUUCCAUGAUGUGGUGCAGUCAUUAAAAAGAUUUUAGGAAUAAUUGUCUUAUUUACCAAUACUUCAAAAAUUGUGAUCCUUAAAAUUUAGGAGAUAGUACGCACUGUCAUUAGGGGUGUGCCGGAUCCGUUUUGUCCAACCGGAUCCGGAUCCGGAUUUUCUUAUGCGAAAUCCGCCGGAUCCGGAUUCCGGAAUAAUCCGGAUUCCGGUUUCUCCCUGAUUUUGGUACUAUUGGUAGAUACUUCGGUAAGUCAAGGUGGACUACUACUUUUUGUGUAUGGGAAUUCGCAAUCGGCGCCAAAAAAUCCGAGUUUUUAAUUUUCCGAUGUGUGUGUCUAUUUAUUAUUAAAUUAGUACUUUGGAUAUAUAUUUGAGUUCCGUUCCAUUUGGAUAAGUGUCUUACGAGAGACGCCAUGUUUCUAUGCGUUCGCAGCAGGUCAUGCAGCUCGCUCAACCUAAUUUCGCCAUGGGGUUGGCCACGCCCCCCUUUUUAAUGGCGGAAGUUGACGAUACUUAGGAAAUAUUAAUAUAUUAUCACUAUUUACAUCAAAAUAAUUGAUAACUUGUGUUUCAGAAUGCAUUUAAAGACAUUUAAACUGGAAUGUUUUAAUUUGAGCUUUAACAACCCGGUAGAAUCCAUAUUAUAAAUGAUCAGAAUUUACCGUGUGCAACACGUUGUCAUUGGCAACCAUUCACAGCCACUUGCAUAACUGUAUCGUAGUACUACCUCAGAGUUUCAUUCAUAAGAGUUUGCCGUGUGCAAAAACUAUUAAACCAUUGGUCAGGGAAAGCUUUAAUUAAUUAUUCAUGUGCCAAAGUUGAAAGUUUAAACUAAGUCUAAACAGUAUUUUAGUGAUAAGGCAGGGAAUGCGUUGCCUUAUAUAAACUAUAUAGUCAUUGCGCAUGACGGGAUUGGCGGAAUGAGAUCACAGAAUGUGGAGAUGCAGUCCAUGUUAAAAAAUGACAAACCAAGUCGUACUUUAAAAAUUCAUAACUUUAAAACUACAACAGCUAAAAAUAUGAUUUUGGUGUUAUAAUUCUUUAAAAAAUUACAUCUUUUCAACUAUGCCAUUGGUUUAUUUUUACAAAAAGUUUAAAUUUUCUUAUCAAAGUCCCUACACUAUUGGCCACUAUUAGCGGUGCUGACUCUAGCCUCUGGUAUGUACGGAAUAUUAAACAUUAAACAAGCUCAACGCUCGAAAAAAUCGAUUAAUGUAUCGUGAUCGUGUGGAAUUCGGGAAAGAGAAUUACUUUUAUUUCAGAUUAUGAUCCGGUGAGUCACAAAAAUCUGGCAAAUUCCGAAAUCCGGUAUAUUCCGGAUUCCGGAAUCCGGUUGUUCCGGAUACAUGUAAAUCCGGCGGAACCGGAUUUCACCGGAUAGUGCAAAAUCCGGAGGAACCGGAUUCCGGACCGGGGUCCGGCACACCCCUAACUGUCAUGAUUCAGAUUUGUCUAAGUUUAUUGCAGACACAACCUAUUUCUUACAGGGUUGAUAAGCUUAAUGUAAACAUUAAAUCAUAAAAAAUAUAAUUGAUAUUGUGCAGUUAUAAUGUCAAAGACUAUCAAUAAUAAACAAACAAAAAUAUCCAAGUCAUAUAUAUAUUUAUUAAUAUUCAGCAAAUAUAAUAUUCUUAUUUAAAAAUAAUGUAUAAAAUCCAACUUAAAAUAAUUAACUUGAACAUUUUCGGCGAUCCCCUGUGUUAAAAAUUAAAAACCUUAAUGAAUUAUGUCAUCAUAGUGCUAUCAAAUUUUAAAGUUAAACAUAAUUUUACACAUGCAUAGUUUUCUUUGUGCUCUAAAUUCUAAGUGCUACCUCAUUCAUGAUCUCUGCAAGGUUUUUCACAUUUUUUCAUUAAGUCAUUUGGUGGCUAAACACACAUGAACAUAAGAAUGAUUUUAUUGACUUUUGGCACAUUAUUUUAUGUUUAGAGUACCAUUCAAAAUAAAUAUUCUCUCUCUCCUGCAAGAAUCAUGUUUAUUUUUUCAUUAUUUAAAGUUCAACUGUCCUCAACUGUUGUGAAUAGCUUUACUUUAUCCAUGCUCUGCAUAAUUUUGUAUUUAUAUUAUUUAACUUCAGAUCUGAUGAACUAUGAGUUUGAUCGCAAAGAUCUGGUUAGUCUACUUAUCUGUGGUGUGUUUGGCAUCUGGUAUCUGUGGAAGAAGGUACGCCAAAGUAAAGGAUUGUUUAUGAUUUUAAAUAAUAUUUUAAUUUAUGUUCAUUUAUUAAAAGCCAUUCGCAGUUUGCAUAUAUUUUGUUCACAUUUUUCUUAAAACGGAUAGUGUUUCUUUUGAGUCUUCUUUCUUUGAGACAUGAAAGAUAGUGCAAAUACCCUUCUCCAAAUAUUACAAGAUUUCAAAAGCAUACUAGUAUUACUACAUUUAUAUAAUUUCUAAUAUUUUUAUUAUGUUUUACAUUAUUGUUUAGGUACGACUUGUAUACCGGUACAGGUAUAUUUAAAAAAUAGAGAUGACCAGGGUUUCAUGAAUCAUAUACUGGUAUUUUAUUAUUCGUUCAUCUUCUUUUUACAGCAUUGGAUAGCCAACAAUCUGUUUGGCCUUGCCUUCUCUAUCAAUGGAGUAGAACUGCUAUCUCUAAAUAGAGUCAGUACGGGAUUCAUCCUGCUAGGCGGACUUUUUAUUUAUGAUAUUUUUUGGGUAAUUUUUUUACUGUGAUUAGAUAAUAUUCUCAUGUCACCAUCAAAUUUCAUUAAAUUCAGGUCUGCUGAUUUCAUCUUUCCAAAUACAAAUGAUAAUUAUUGUUUCACUACAAAAUUGGGAUUUUAAUAAUUUCAAAUUUAAAAUUUUCUACAUUGCCUAGUUAUAUAGAAAUCUUAAAAUAUGUACUUCAUAGGCCUAUAUAUUAUGUCCUAUUUAUAUGCUAAUAAGAAUAAUGAACUUAUGUUUUUAGAGACUUUGAUACAAGAUGUGAAAGUUUCUAAAGUACUUGAUUUAGUUUAUCUUUAGUUGUAGGUGAAAAUAAUGAUUACACUAUGCAUUUUUUAAACAUUUCUAAUCUUAGGUGUUUGGAACUAAUGUGAUGGUAACUGUGGCCAAAUCUUUUGAAGCACCAAUCAAAUGUAAGUUCUAUUAACAUAAUCAACUCUUUACUGUUCAUUGAUAUUUCUUUUAGAAUUGCUACUGUGUUCAGAUUUUUAAAAAAAAAUGUUUUAAUUUUGGUUAUGUUUAUGUCAGUGGUAUUUCCUCAAGAUCUACUUGAGCAUGGAUUGGGUGCUAAGAACUUUGCUAUGCUGGGCCUUGGAGACAUUGUCAUCCCAGGAAUAUUUAUUGCUCUGCUCUUGCGAUAUGAUAUGAGGUGAGUUGAAACUGUAUCUGCUCCCCGGUAUGGUUUAAGCCAUUUGCAAAAGAUUAUGAGAUAAGCCUGUUGUUGUAAGUUCAUCAUAAAAUAUUAUUUUUAUGUGGAUAUAAUUGUUUAGAGACAUCAAAACAUUUAUUUUAUAAAUGUACAAUUAUUUUUUAACAUUUUUUUUUUCAGCCUUAAAAGAAAAAGUACGGUUUAUUUUUAUGCCGGUUUUAUUGCUUAUUGUUUGGGUCUGGGAACCACGAUAUUCAUCAUGCACUUUUUCAAACACGCCCAGGUAACUCAUUUUAAAAUCGCCUUUUUAUUUUUUCCUCUAGCUAACUGUUUAGAAAUAUUGUCUCACCCUGUCUAACAUCAGGUUUCAAUAUAAUCGUAUUAAAAUCAAAUGGUAAUCAAUAAAACUGAAUUAUAUUCGUUUGAAAUUUAAAAAAAGAAAUAUUGCUAAUACAUUAAAAAAAAAUUACAUUUAGAAAUGGGGAAAAUUCCAGCAUUACCAGUAUUAAUUCUUGAAAUUAUUAUAAGAGUCGAAGUCCAGUUUUUAACUUAGAGGUUAGCAGUUAAGUGCUUAAUAGCCCCAAUGCAAAGAUGGUUUUGAGACAUAUAUUAACAGUUAAAAAUAUGCAUCAUUUUGUUUAUUACACUAUUUUAAUUGUCAAACAGGUACUGAUACCUAAUUUUGUAAUUUUUAAAAUUAUUUAUAUGUAGACCCUCAUAUUUUCUUUUAGAUAUAGUGAUGUACAAUUCAAAUAAGAUUAAGCAUACCCAAAAUAUAAAUUUCUUAAGGAAGGAUUAAAAGAUUAAAGUUCGAUGUAAAAGUAAAAGUGGCAUAUUUGAAAAAAAGAACAUUGCUUCUUUCUUUCUUUUUUUUUACAGCCUGCAUUGUUAUAUUUAGUACCUGCUUGUCUUGGACUUCCAACUCUCCUAGCUUUAAUCAGAGGUGACACUAAAUCAAUGUUCAAGUAAGUUUUAAUUUUUUAAUUUGGUAGUAAUUAAUAUAAAUACUCAAAAUUGAUUACAGCGUUUGUAUUGUGAUAGUUUUUUAAGUUAAAAUUAUUAUGAAUAAAUCUCUUGAGGCCUAUUUGUAACCUACCAGACCUGUUUACUCUUACAAUUUUGGUGUACGCCAAGACCUAUCAGAAUACGAUUUGAAGAGAACGGGUUGAAAAUACUUAUUUUCUGGUUGUUUUUCUGAUUUAAAAAAUUUAAAAACUACAUUUUCGGUUGUUAGUUUCUAUGUCCAGCCAUGGAUGGAUUGAGAAAUAGGAUUGUUUGGGGAGCAUAUAAUUAUAUGACGUUUGCCAUGAGGGGGCUAGUGGGUGUUGUUGAUUGAGGGGAUCAAUAUUAGGGAAGUCGCCCAAAUGACAAUUUUACUCUCUUCUCUGUUUUGUUUGCUUCGGUGCAGUAUUAUAUAAUUUAAUGACAAUUAUUUCAUUCGGCUAUACUGUGGUGAGUGCAAAAACUGAGAAAACUAGUUUGUUUUUAUUUUUUAAAACCAGAAUGCAUUCUCAACUGUUCAGCUCAGCAACAUUAGAUUUUGAUAAUGUUUUAUAGGAUCUGAGUGGACCUUUGAAAUAUUUUUUAGAAAGCAUAAAACAGCUGUAAGAUUUUUAAUACCACCGUUUGGUUCCAACACUUCUCUUCUUUUCUCCCAUUUACAGUUUGUGGUACGGUACGGUAGUUAUGAGACUAUAAUAAGGUUACAGCUUGUGGUAGCUAUCAGACUAUAAAUACUAUAAUUUGUUAAAAGGAAACAAGCUUAAUGGCUAUUCAUUCUUAUUUUUUAAUAAAAAUAAAACAGCUUUUCCCUGAAAAAUAAAUCUCAAAGUUACUUGGUAGGUUUUGUAAAUGACGUCCUCAUUUAUUCUUAUUUCAAUAAAUUUUAUUUUAUGAACUGACUUUGAGUUUGAAAAACCACAUUAAAUUUCACCAGUACUGUAACUUUAUUUUUUUAUCAGUGACAGACUGUGAUAAUGUGAUCUGCACGCUCACUCAAAUAUUAAUUGAUAUCUGUUGCAAAUAUACUUCUGCGAAACAAAGUGACCGCAGAUUGCAGUCAUCUACUUUUGGAAGUUAAAUUUUUUUUAUGUCACCUUAACUCGAUACCACUUGACACGUGAUGCGAGUAGUCGUUGCAUACAUUUUAUAUACUGUAUGUUUAUUUAUUUUUUAUUAAGAUAAAAUAUUUUACGAUUUUGAGAUGGUAUUGUACGAUUUUAGGAAUUCGAGGGUAAUCAGGUCUGUAACCUACAAUCUUCGUUAAAUGAAUUUCAUAAUUUUUUUUCCAGUUAUGAAGACCAUGCAGAAACCCCGACAAAAGAAGAAACUGAUAAAACAAAGUAAUUAAAGGUUUUGGAGAAGCUUUUGAUUUAAGAUACUUGAUUCUCAACAGUGAGAUGCUAAACUAGACUUAAACUUUGAUGGUGUAACACAGGCAUGCAUAUUUGAAAGCAUAUUGGUUAUUGUCAGUGCUUCAGAAGUAUUCCUUUUUCCAUAGUUUACUUUCUCAGAGCAUCAUUUAACUUUUACCAAUGUCAUAAAACAGAAGUGCAAUGACCUUGGUGUACUACAUGUUUAGAAUGAGAUCUAGUCAUUGAGUGCACUAUCAAUAUACGUUAAGUCUAAUUAAAGUAUCCUAUAAUUGUAAGACUCUUGAAUUUGGCAUGUUGUCUAUUUGAGUCAAUAGAGAGAAAAUUUAAUAAUUGUUUUAAAUGUGCUCAGUUAUGGUGAUAUGAAUGUGAUAAAUGAAUUCUGGUGUUUUGAAGGAUGCAUAUAGUACGAUCAGUUUCUCACUCUUUUUUUUUAAAUAACCUAUUUUUACCUAUGAAAUCAAUUCUAGGAAUACUAUUUUGUUUUUUCUUCCAUAAAACUUCCAUGACUUCCAUUUACAUGUAAAUCACAUGUCAUAAUAACAGUGUGCCACAUUUUCUGGGAUAAGGUAUUUAUUUAUGCCUGCACAGUAAUAGGUUUUGAAUGGGAAAUGAAUGUUGUUUUUAUCUUGUUUUUUUAUUUCACAAUUUGGUUAAGAAGAUUUAACUCCUUUUAUCCAGCUUACUCAACCUAAUGCCACUGCCAAUAUCGUUAAAUGGAGUUAGUACAUAUUUUUAAGUUGUGUGUCAUUAAGAAAAUAAACAUUUGCAUUUUACAUGCCGCAUGAUCUGUUAUUUGAAAAUCAUUUAAUAUUUUUAAUUCAAUAUUUUAAAGGUGUUGGGCUUACUGUUCUUGGCAUCUGUUUCAGCUACAAGGCAGGUUUGUGGUUUCUUAAAUGCUCUACUGAAAGAUAGAUUUAUAUCUACAAUUAAAUGACAGCAGGCCUUAUGUUAAGAAGUGUUUAAUGACUUGGAAGUGAUUUGGGUGUGUACAACUUAAAGAAAAGACAAAUUGUUCUGUCAGCUGAGGAAGGCUCUUACUCUUAGCUAAAACGUUCUUAUAGUGUUGUCCUGUCUUUCUGUUCAAGCUUCCACAUACCUUGUUCUACCAUUUCCUUAGAAGUAUUUACUUUUGGGUCGCAUGUGCAGUUAUUCAUCGAUUAAAUAUUUUUCCGGUACUUGUAGUUGUGUUAUGUCAAGUGGAACGUAUUAAAACAAGUGUGAACUAUAACACCAUAAAAUACCUACCGUACUUCUUGUCACUGAUUCUGGCUUAAAGUAAAAAGCAUUCAUUUCCUCCAUUUCAAAAUUUAAAAUAGAAAUAGAAUUGCUUGAAAAAAUACAUCAAACCUGUUUUUACUAAAUUCUCAGAUUUAAAAUAAAAUGUGACAUGGGGAUGGAUGCACUGAUGUUUUUUGGCAAACAUUUAUUACUGGAGUCCUGCUCAUUAGGCUUAACAUGUACCUAAAAAUAAGGUUUUACUAGCUUUAGAUCCCAGGCUUGUAAUUUUGAUUCGUCAUAUUCCUAUUCAUUUCAAUAAAUUACACUGAGGUGAAUCAAAUAAUUGAGUAUGACUUUGAAAUUUUAAUUUGAUGCAAAUACAUAUUUCCUAUUAUUAUAUUAUAUUAUGAUUCAUCUUUUACAGUAAGAAUUAUAACCUUUAAAAGUCACAUGCCCAAAAUAGAGGGGUUUUUGUUUUAUCACUGCUGGAAAAAGGUGUUAACUAUUCAUAGUUUUUCUCCCUAAGCAAAGAAGAAAACAUGAAUCUGCUCCAUAAGGGAAAAGCAAUGUGGUGGCAGAUUUGGAAUGUGGAAUAGUAUUAUUAUUAUUGUAUGAGCACUAUUUGUUUUAAACAGGGGAAGGAGGGAAUAUUUCAACAAAUGAGUACAAGGGGAAUGUGUAUGUUCACUAGCUGAAGAGGCAUCCAACUUAUAUCUUAAUUGUCGUUGGCUCUUAACUAAAAUUUACAAACUACAAUUACAAGUAUUCAUUUCAAACUUUUGCGCAAAAUUUUGUGUGUUUUAGUUAGUGCAAUAUUUAGAAAUGUGUUUCAAAUCAUUUGUGCUUACAGUUUAAGUACCUUUGGGGUGGUUAUAAAAUUUAACUCAAACUUGAUCACAUGAAGGAGAAUGUCCAGAGAUUUGGGG
Molecule: messenger RNA, 9455 nt
Organism: Lymnaea stagnalis (great pond snail)
Lineage: Eukaryota; Metazoa; Mollusca; Gastropoda; Lymnaeidae
Source: the annotation of a GenBank genome assembly